GUAUUUCAAAAACUCUCAUCAAAUUUCCAGAGGUAUCCAGUAAGAAGAGCUCAUGCCAACAACCAUCUCUGGAGCUAGAUGGUUCCUACUUGGGUAUUGGGGGACCUCAAACUUUUAAUAAAAACAGCAGAGCAUCACAGGCUGGAAGCCCAGCCCGUGUUGCAUUGUCUCGGCCUUGCAGGAAUAAUCACGAUUAUGGGACUGAAAUCCAUUACAACCGUCGGGAGUGGCUGAAGGAAUGUGUGGUAGAAAAUGGCUUGCACGGAAAGUGUAACAACAUAAUUUCCCCAGCCAAGCAGAGGAACCCUCACCAUGUGAAACCAGCUCAGGAGAUGGACCAGAAAGCAAAUGAAUUUCAGAGCCUGUGCCCUCAGCAAAUGAGUCACAGUUAUGCCUGCAGGCAUGUAGGGAGCUCGGGGAGCAUGCAAGAGAGCCACCAUGUCAGUCAGGUACUUAGAAGACACUCUGGGCCAGGUCAAAAAACCUGUGAUUAUUCUAGGCGCUCUCAAGUUUCUGGGCUGAAUGACAGUGUGAACUCAGGGCCUAAAGAAACAGAGCAGGCUAAGAGGUUGUAUGAAGAAAGAAGGCAGAAGCUGCUUCUGCAGAAAAUGGAGCUGGAAAUUGAAAAGGAACGACUCCAACAUUUAUUGGCUAAGCAAGAAGCAAACCUGCUCCUGAAACAACAGCAACUACACCAAUCCCGUAUGGAUUAUAACAGGUUUAGAAGCCAAGUACCUGGUUCGGAUAUGCCCAUUGAUGAAGCACCUGGAGAACUUGCUCCGAUGAUGAACGGCAACAGCAUGGGGCUGAGUGUACCGGUGUUAAAAUGUGAAGAUUAUUUUCCAAGGACACCUCCAGUGAGCAAAACCUCCAGAACACCAGGCAGCAGUGGUGGGAACAGUUCGGGGAAGAAAAUGAUUUGUUUUGGUGCAAACACGGAAGAUGGGCAAACCCUUCUGAUGCAAACCAAGAGGGAAGGCACCAGGUCAAGGAAAGGGACAACUUCAGGACCUAGGAAGGAUGCAGCCAUGUCUCCUGUGCUGAUAGGCAGCAGCAAAAAGCAUGCAACCACAGCCACAUCACCCAUCCAGCAUGACACUUCACGGUAA
Messenger RNA from Leptosomus discolor (cuckoo roller), 1109 nucleotides. NCBI's taxonomy places the organism in Eukaryota, Metazoa, Chordata, Aves, Leptosomiformes, Leptosomidae. The record is from RefSeq and is a predicted model, not a curated record.